AUGACCACGACACCACCCCUCGCGACGGGUGCCAACCCUCUGAUUCCCGCCGAACAGCUCGCCGCACUUACAUCGCUGCUGUCGGGUCUCACCGCUGCCGCUUCCGGCACUGCCACACCCGCCACGACGUCCGGCACCACUCGCACUGCCUUUCCAAAGCACGCACGCUUGGAUGGUGCGAAGACCUUCGCGAACUGGACACGCCAACUUCGCCUGUGCCUAGCGGACGACAUCCGCUCGUACGUCCUCGACGGUAUUGUACCCGACGACUGGACACCUUCGCAACGCUCCGCUCGCGACGCCGUCGCUCAUGAGGUCCUUGCGAAUUCGAUUGACUCGGCCGAAGUCUCGGCAGUCCUCGACAAAAUCCCUACCGCCGACCUUGUUGAAUUCCAUACACUCUUGCUUAGGUCGAUCUCCAGCCCGCGCCCAGCCUAG
Molecule: messenger RNA, 438 nt
Organism: Microbotryum saponariae
Lineage: Eukaryota; Fungi; Basidiomycota; Microbotryomycetes; Microbotryales; Microbotryaceae
Source: the annotation of a GenBank genome assembly